This is a messenger RNA of Macrosteles quadrilineatus (aster leafhopper), 3797 nucleotides long. It is a transcript of the gene Liprin-gamma, whose product is annotated as kazrin. NCBI's taxonomy places the organism in Eukaryota, Metazoa, Arthropoda, Insecta, Hemiptera, Cicadellidae. The record is from RefSeq and is a predicted model, not a curated record. The transcript is spliced from 26 exons. Gene Ontology annotation, molecular function: protein binding. Bases 1 to 3687 code for a protein of 1228 amino acids.
AUGGCUCCUCAGCUACGGACAUUGUCCUCCUCCACUCCUCCAUGGCCUGUUGUUUUGUUAUAUAUUGGUUGGUUUGUUUGCAGCUCUAGAUGUGCUGGACACAGGACUGCUAGAGGACCUCCAUCAUGGCUCCUCAACUACGGACAUUGUCCUCCUCCACUCCUCCAUGCUCUAGAUGUGCUGGACACAGGACUGCUUGAGGACCUCCAUCAUGGCUCCUCAGCUACGGACAUUGUCCUCCUCCACUCCUCCAUGAUCUGUUCUCUAGAUGUGCUGGACACAGGACUGCUAGAGGACCUCCAUCAUGGCUCCUCAGCUACGGACAUUGUCCUCCUCCACUCCUCCAUGAUCUGUUCUCUAGAUGUGCUGGACACAGGACUGCUAGAGGACCUCCAUCAUGGCUCCUCAGCUACGGACAUUGUCCUCUUCCACUCCUCCAUGGCCUCUCUAGAUGUGCUGGACACAGGACUGCUAGAGGACCUCCAUCAUAGCUCCUCAGCUAGCUCUAGAUGUGCUGGACACAGGACUGCUAGAGGACCUCCAUCAUGGCUCCUCAGCUACGGACAUUGUCCUCCUCCACCCCUCCAUGGUCUGUUGUUUUGUUAUCUAUUGGUUGGUUUGUUUGCAGCUCUAGAUGUGCUGGACACAGGACUGCUAGAGGACCUCCAUCAUGGCUCCUCAGCUACGGACAUUGUCCUCCUCCACUCCUCCAUGAUCUCUCUAGAUGUGCUGGACACAGGACUGCUAGAGGACCUCCAUCAUGGCUCCUCAGCUACGGACAUUGUCCUCCUCCACUCCUCCAUGGCCUUGAUGAGGCGGCUGCUUGUUGACGCUCAGGCGAAAUUCCGUAGAAUGGUGGAUGAAAAUCGCUCAGUAGCGACUCGGAUUGAUGGAGAGAUUCGUCAGGCCCAUGAGGAGAUGGCAGCGUUGCGAGAAGAGCUGGCUGACACAAGCAGACGGCUCGGAGAGCAGCUCAAUGGUACCAUAAUCAGUACUCCGACCAUCAUCAAUGGCAACUCCGCUCUCAACGGCAACAAGACCGCGACCUCAGAGAGUUCCGAGGUCUCGUCUCACCACACCCUGACCUCGGUUACGUCUACAUCCUCGGGUGACGGGGCAUCGGGUCGACCUGACCUAACCGCCUCACCACUCAAACUCAACUCCCCGCUGAAAAUCAGACUGGACAAUCUAUCACCCAAGGAACCUGAGUUUCCCCUUAGUCAAACCAACGGUGAAAGUAUAUGUGGCAAAGUUACCGAGAAAGUUAAAGAUGAGGAGUCGGAAGACUCGGAAAUGGUCAACGGGGAGAACAAAGAAAGACAGCUGAUCAGACCUCCGUCACCCAUCCCUGGGCCGAGCAACAAGCCGGACUUUGGUGAACUCUUAGCCUCAAGCAAAGUUGCAGCUGGACCAAGUAGCAGCAAUUUGACCACAAGAUUGAGGCUAGAAAAUGAUAAACUUAAGAGAGAGGUGUCGGAGUUACGUAAGCUGGUGACAGCGUCCGGGGCCCCGACCCCUCCACCCGCACCCGCACAGACACCUCCUCCCCCCGCCAUGCCUGACCUAGAGUCGCUCUCCGACCCAGAGAAGGUUCUGGCUUUGGAGGCAGAACUCACUAACACCAGGGACGCGCUGAACAAUUCCAAAGCCGAUCGGAAGAAACUAAAAGCUGAGAAAUUGGAUUUACUAAAUCAAAUGAAACAACUCUACGCUACUCUAGAAGACAAAGAGAAUGAACUGCGAGACUUUAUAAGAAGCUUUGAACAGAGGAUGAGAGAAAGUGAAGAGGCUCUAGUGAGAGAGAGGGAGGAGCGAGAAAGAGAAAGAUGGAGUCUGUUACGACAUGCUCGUGAUGAAGCCGAGCGGAGUCUCAGUUUAGCAGCGCAGCUCGACCUCAAGGACCAACAACUGAUGGAGGCCCGCCGUCAGUUGUCUGCCGCUGGUUGUUUGAGUGACCAAGAAUCGCUGGCAUCUGUCUCUGUGUCGCGGGGUGUCAACGGGGGUGGUGUGACGCCGACAGCUCCUCCUACGACAGGGCUGGCUCCCGCGGCAGGGGACAGGGGAAGCUGUAGUGCAGACAGCGGGGUACGAGGCAGUAGUGACAGAGAGAGUGGGGGGGCUACUUCCGCAGGGGGGAACUUAUCUGACUCUACAACUGACGUCACAACGCCAAAGGACUGCAGUAGUCCGUCUCUCUCUCCGCUCAACGCUCAUUCCUUCUCUCGCUCACUCGACACCGGAACUCUCUCCAGGUCUGUAGAACAACUAAGUACCCCAGUUCUGGAGGCUGAGCCCGUACGUCGUGGCAAGCCUGGACGGGGCAGCGGGGGGAGGAGCGGGGUGGGGGGCACCUGGGGCUCCAUCUCUAGAGUGUUCGCCAGGAGCAGACAUCGCAAAGUGUCCAGCCCCAAUAGUCAGGACGAUUCCGUAUGUGACGUGUAUGGGCGCAGCUGGUCUCCGUUGACGGAGGAAGGCUACGCAGAGAAGCUGCGGUUGCUGCGCGAGGCUGCGUCUGUGCCGAUGGAACGGUGGCGCGCACCGACAGUGCUGGCGUGGCUAGAGAUAGCUCUCGGCAUGCCACAGUACGGCCCUCGCUGCGCCGAGAACGUAAAGUCUGGCAAGGUUCUGCUGGAGCUGAGUGACUUGGAGCUGGAGGUGGGGCUGGGCAUUACACAUCCGAUGCAUCGCAAGAAGCUAAGACUGGCUAUAGAGGAGCACCGACACCCCACACUGGUCAGAUACCCCUGCAUAGCCCAGCUAGGCCACACCUGGGUGUCUAGUGAGUGGCUGCCCGACCUGGGACUGGCGCAGUACUCUGAGAGUUUUGCUGCCAACAUGGUCGAUGCUCGGAUGCUGGAUCAUCUAAGCAAAAAAGAGUUAGAAAAAUAUCUUGGAGUUACCAGAAAGUUUCACCAGGCUUCCAUUGUUCACGGGAUACAUUUGUUGCGCAUGAUGAAAUACGACCGACAGGCCUUGGCUGUGCGCAGACAUCAGUGUGAGAAUAUUGACGGAGACCCUCUAGUGUGGACCAAUCAGAGGUUUAUAAGAUGGGCGAGGAACAUUGACCUGGGAGAGUAUGCAGAUAACCUCAAAGACAGCGGAGUCCACGGUGCGUUGGUGGUGCUAGAACCGUCGCUAAGUGGAGAUACAAUGGCCACUGCGCUAGGGAUCCCUCCUUCCCGUCACAUGAUCCGACGCCACCUCACCACCGAACUUGAGGCCCUUGUACUACCCGCCAGAGCAACAUUCGUUCACUUGAUGAGAACUGCGGAGGUAGAUCGACGUAGGUCCGAGCGGCUGUCCAGUGAAGGUUCCCCCUCCCUACCACUUCCCCUCUCCUCCCCCCUCCAUGAGCCGAUCUACGCAACGAUAGACAGAGACAGAGAGAGGGACAAGCGUCGAGCUAGCCUCAGAACGUACAGUUUGCUGUAUUUGAAAAAGUUUUCAUCCUGGAGGAGUUCUCAGGGUACUCUCAGUCGAGCGUUCGGACUGAAGUCUCGCUCAGAAGACCGAGAGAGAGUGAGAGACGACUUCCAUCUUGCUCCUCCCCCCUCUCCCCCCUCGGAGACUUGCUCCAUGGUCAUCUGUCGGCCAGGAUCGCCACCGGUCAGAAGGAGGCCAGUUCGAAGACAUCGCAGAGUGAAAAGCAUCGGAGACAUUGAUACUCUUACGGUUACUCCUGUUUAACAUUUUAGCAAAAUAGUUUUUACUAAUCUGUGUCAACAAUCUUUUCCUCCCCCAGCCAAUGCAACAACCCUGACUGAUAAUGCUUAUUCUUCUUUCAAAAGUAGCAAAGG